UUACGAAAGCCACCGAGGUGUUCCGAUAGAUAGCCAGCCAUAUUGGUUUCUUCUCGAAUAUUCAACGUGAUUCAUGUGGGAACCUGCUGUAGAAAUCCAUUAACAUCGUCGCUUCUACACUUAAAGGAAACGUUUUUAAUCAUCCAUCAUGCCACCGGCACGUAAAAGUAACCAGACAAGGAAGUCAGAGUACAAAGAUAAAGAAAAACCGACACAAAUUCGCUUCAGCAACAUCACUGCCGCAAAGGCUGUUGCUGAUGCUGUCCGAACAAGUCUUGGCCCUAGAGGCAUGGACAAGAUGAUCCAGGCCUCAAAUGGGGAUGUAACAAUUACUAAUGAUGGAGCUACCAUCCUGAAGCAGAUGAUGGUUCUCCACCCCGCAGCAAAAAUGCUUGUGGAGCUGUCUAAGGCCCAGGAUGUUGAGGCAGGAGAUGGUACCACAUCUGUUGUUGUCAUUGCUGGCAGCCUGUUGGAUGCCUGCUCAAAACUACUCGCCAAAGGAAUUCACCCCACAAGUAUAUCCGAAGCAUUCCAGAAAGCUUCAGUGAAAGCUGUGGAGAUCUUAGAGAGUAUUGUAGAACCACUGGAAUUAUCUGAUCGUGAAUCUCUUUUGAAGAGUGCAUCUACCUCUCUCAACUCCAAGGUGGUGUCCCAGUACUCUGGAAUUCUGUCUCCCAUUGCUGUCGACGCUGUUUUGAAAGUCAUCAAUCCUUCAACAGCUACCAAUGUAGAUCUCCGAGACAUUAAAGUAGUCAAGAAAAUCGGUGGGACCAUCGAAGAUACGGAGUUGAUUGAUGGUUUAGUGUUUAAUCAGAAGAGUGCUGGAACUGGAGGACCUAACCGAGUAGAAAAGGCCAAGGUUGGACUGAUCCAGUUCUGUGUUUCUCCUCCUAAAACAGAUAUGGACAAUUCUGUAGUAGUAUCCGAUUACUCCCAGAUGGACAGAGUAUUAAGAGAGGAAAGACAAUAUAUCCUAGACAUAGUCAAGAAGAUUAAAAAAGCAGGCUGUAAUGUUCUUCUAAUCCAGAAAUCUGUGUUGAGAGAUGCUGUUAGUGAUUUAGCUCUUCAUUUCUUAGCCAAAAUGAAAAUAAUGGUCAUCAAAGAUAUUGAAAGAGAAGAUGUUGAGUUUGUCUGCAAGGGAUUGGGAUGCAGGCCUAUUGCCAGUCUGGAUCAUUUCUUACCAGAAAAUCUUGGAUCUGCAGAUUUGUUUGAAGAGAUUCAAACCGGACCAAGUAAAAUAGUCAAGGUCACAGGUAUCCCCAUGCAAGGAAAGACAGUGACUGUACUAAUCAGAGGCUCAAACAAGCUGGUCUUGGAGGAAGCUGAUAGGUCAAUCCACGACGCCCUCUGUGUAAUCCGCUGUCUUGUCAAAAAGAAGGCUUUGAUUGCUGGAGGCGGGGCUCCAGAGACGGAGUUGUCUCUCCAGCUGAUGGACCAUGCCAACUCCCUGACUGGUGUAGAACAGUAUUGCUUCAGGGCUUUUGCAGAGGCUCUGGAAGUGAUACCUUUCACCCUGGCUGAAAAUGCUGGCCUCAACCCCAUUGCCACAGUUACAGAACUGAGAAACAGGCAUGCCAAGGGAGAGAAAACCGCUGGUAUUAAUGUCCGCAAGGGAGCCAUUACCAACAUCCUGGAGGAGAAUGUUGUCCAGCCCAUUCUUGUGUCCACUAGUGCUAUUCACCUAGCCUCUGAAACAGUCCGAAGCAUCAUGAAAAUUGAUGAUAUUGUAAACUGUGUACGUUAAAUUAUUGGAAAAGCUACUAAAGAAAUAUCCCCCCUGCAUCAAAUGAGGUUUCUGUUUGAACAAAGAAUGAGAGAUGGACAUCCACAGUUCCCACAGCUGUUCAUUAACAGCUUUGAAGUGUGUAUGUGAAGUACGAGUGCUAGAAGUGAAGCUUUGGAAGUCCACCCUCAUCACUGGAGGAACAAUCACAGAACAUAACUGCACGUUUUUGUGUACAAAAAUUCAAGAAACAGCAACAUGCUGAUGUGGACUUUCUUUUAAGGAAUAUUUAAUUGAACCAUUCAACGCUGAUAUUGUUAUGUUAUUAAACCGUUUGGUGUUCUCAUCAUCAAAUCUUCAUAUUUAUGUGUAAAUGUGUGAUAAUAUAUGUGCUGCCUGUCCUUUUGAUAAAAAGUAAAAUUAAUUCAAAAAUA
Molecule: messenger RNA, 2157 nt
Organism: Pecten maximus
Lineage: Eukaryota; Metazoa; Mollusca; Bivalvia; Pectinida; Pectinidae
Product: T-complex protein 1 subunit delta-like
Exons: 14
Coding region: 149-1744 (531 amino acids)
Biological process (GO): protein folding
Cellular component (GO): chaperonin-containing T-complex
Molecular function (GO): ATP binding; ATP hydrolysis activity; ATP-dependent protein folding chaperone
Source: RefSeq, a predicted model, not a curated record